AUGUCUCCUCCGAUAGAGGCCCAAUACGAUGUCUACCCAGUACAUCUGGGAGAUGCCGCCUCGAUGAACGAAAAGUUUGUGUCUUGGCUUUUCCGAUUCAACGAUGUUUUGGACGUCGAUAAACUCCAUCUCGCGCUUGCGCAGCUCCUCGAACAUGGUGAUUGGCGGAAGCUUGGCGGCCGCCUUCACAGAACUCCUGAUGGAAAAUUGGAACUUCGUGUUCCGCGAUGCUUCACUGACAAAGAGCCAGCCGUCGCCUUUACAAAGCAAGACUUGUCAACCCUGAGCAUAAGCGAGCACCCCUUGGCCAAGCACUUGCCCGAGCCUCGGGACUCGCCUUACUCUCAAUCUAUUUCUGGCAAAAUGGACUUUCGAAGCUUUGCGGUACCCGCUGGUUUCCCACCCAGCAUGAAGCAGUUUGUGGCGACGCAGGCGCCGCAGAUGGCGCUGCUCACUACCUCGUUCAAGGACGCCACCUUGGUUUCCCUUGUUUGGCCGCAUACACUCUUUGAUGGCGUCGGACUCACUCAUGUAUUACAUGGCUGGUCGCUGAAGCUAGCUGGCAAGGACGAUGAGAUACCCGCUGUUCUCGGAGCUAGAGAGGACGUCCUUGACGCAAUCGACACGGACUCGCAGCCUGCGACAGGGGGCUUUGUCGGCCCCAAGCUUGUGAGCGGCCUGGAUCUCGUUCUUUUCAUUAUCCUAUUUUUAUGGCACAGACUAUUUUACACGCCCCGAGAUACGCGCAUGAUUUUUCUACCGCGAGCGGCAGUGGAUCGGAUCAACCUCGAAGCGAGGAAGCAUACUGGCGAUGCCUUCAUCACGGAAGGCGACGGAAUCUCGGCGUGGGUUGUCAAAUCCAUUACUUCGGCGGAGCCCAAACCACACCCCGUAACGGUAAUGCACCUGGUCAACGGGCGAGGACGACUGCGGUGUCUUGCCAGCACUGGGGGUGUCUACCUGCAAAACAUUGUCAGCACGGCAUUCUGCCAUUUGACGCCGAACAUGUCGGGUGCCUCUGUCGGGGCGAUUGCGGCGGAAAGCAGGCGACAGAUGGUGGCGCAGACGUCGGAAGAGCAAAUGACGCUGCUCUUGAGACGCGUGAGGGAGAGCCUGCGGAAGAACAAGCGCGCCAAGCUCGAGUUUCUGGGGACGCCGCACGCGCGCGUCAUCUUUACCAAUAACUUGACCAAGGCAUCGUAUGUGCAGACAGCUGACUUUGGCCCAGCCGUCAUCCGCCGCGGCCAAGACGACGCGUCGAGGCGAAACCCUACAGGAACCAUGGUCAACUAUCUGCAUCUGGUGGUCAAGGGUCAUAUUACAGCGACUGAUAAUUUCUACAUUAUUGGGAAAGAUCAUGGCGAUGGUUAUUGGCUCAUGGCGACUGUUUCGGACAAGGCCUGGUUUUCGCUCUCAGCCUCUUGUUUGACACUGGCCCUGGUUCCUCUCCAGUACAAGUCGUCAUUGUUCGUCGUUUUCCACGUUCUUCAUCGCAUUCAUGCCCCAUUAUCGCGCAACUUUUCUGGUUCGGAUCCGGCUGGCUCUUUCGUCCACUCACAGGCGCAUCCUGACGGCGUGCAACAGAUGAUCGUCGACAGGGCAUGUCUAGCUCCGCCGCCUGCUGUAGAUGUUGACUUGUUCACAUUCGCCUUGACAGAUACUGGCUCAAUUGGAGGAGGGAAUACGUUUCCCGGCGUGUCUCGGCCGUUUGGCAUAGUCAAACUCGGUCCAGAUCUUUACUCGGGAACCGAUGCCUAUUCUGGCUACCUUGCUACUGGCAACUUUACCGGCUUCUCCAUGCUCCAUGAGAGCGGUACCGGCGGAGCUCCCAAAUAUGGAGUCGUGUCUCAGAUGCCUAUUGUAGGGAACAUUGAGAACCCUCUUGACCAGAACACCAAUGAUACGCGCGCCGAACCCGACUACACAGAAGUCGGCUACUACCGAGCAAAACUUGGCUCGGGCACCACUGUUGAGCUUGCAGCAACUACUAAAGCUGGCUUAUUGCAAUAUACCUUCCCGAAAACAGACGAGCCUUUGAACGUCUGGGUCGACGUCUCCCAUGUCUUGUCGUCGUAUCGUGGCCAGUGUCUCGGCCAACACUAUCUUGAGGGAAACAUCUCCGUUCUGAACGAGCCUGGCAAGCCAGGCUUCUUGUACUACACUGGCUCCGGAAAAUAUGAUAAUGGAUGGAACAGAGCGGCCCCGUGGACAGUGUACUUUUGCGGCCACUUUGAUGCGCCGGCCACGCAUAAAGUCUUUCGCAGUCCACAAGGCCAAACUGAAAAACGGCAAGACACAGCCCAGGCCCCUCGUGCUGGCGCUCUCUUUACCUUCAACCAGACCUCCGUGUCGUCUCGGGUGGGAGUCUCCUUCAUCUCGACGCAGCAGGCCUGCGAGAGCGUGGCGAGAGAGAUCCCUCGCGGCUCCGGGAUCCGACAUGUGCAAGACCAGACACGCCAGGUGUGGAAUAAGGAAGUAUUUGGCAAAGUAACAACGACGGAAACGAGCACAACCAAGCUCAAUCAACUAUACAGUGCAUUGUACUUUAUGCACCUGCUGCCGCAGAACAAGACUGGCGAGAACCCCCUUUGGAAAUCCGACGAACCGUACUAUGACGACAUCUUCACGUUUUGGGACAUUCCCACGUACUACGAAGAGCUUCUUCGAUCCAUGGUUGAUGUCUGGCGCCAUGUCGGCUGGGUGUCCGACGCACGAUCGUCCUUUUCCAAUGGUGCCGUCCAAGGUGGCUCCAACUCGGACAAUGUAUUCGCCGACGCCUAUAUCAAGGGCGUGCGUGGAAAGGUCAACUGGGACGAUGCCUUCGCCUCCAUGGUGAAGAAUGCCGAAAAGGUCCCGCCAAACAACAACGACUCUCGCGACCCCACGGGAUCGACGCGGGAAGGCCGCAGCGCUCUGCCGGACUGGCUUCAAUACGGCUUCAUCACCCCGAAGUUUUCAAGAUCUGUUAGUCGUGCGGUGGAAUACUCGGUCAAUGACUUUUCGCUGGCUAGCGUCGCCGCAGGCCUGGGCAAGGAUGCCGAGUUUGAUAGAUACUUUAACCGCUCCCACAACUGGCGCAACCAUUGGAACGCCGACAUGACGGCUCUGGGAUUCGCCGGCUUCGUCGGGCCACGAAACACGUCCGGAUUCAUCCCCCAAGAUCCCCUGUCCUGCGGCGGCUGCUACUGGCGCGACGACUACUACCAGGCGCUUCCCUGGGAGUACUCCUUCAACGCGCGCCACGAUCUGACCAGGCUCAUUGAGCUCUGCGACGGCGACGCCGCGUUUGUCCGGCGGCUCGACAAGACGUUCGAGCCAGGCAUCUUCUCGGGCAACGGCGCCUUUGGCCACACGCUGUUCAACCCGGGCAACGAGCCGAGCUUCACCACGCCGUACCUGUACAACUUUGUCAAUCGCCAGGACCUGGCCGUCGAGCGCAGCCGCUUCGUCGCCAAGUCCUACUACCGUCCGACCCGCGACGGCCUGCCCGGAAACAGCGAUGCCGGCGCCAUGGAAUCUUGGCUGUUGUGGAACAUGAUUGGCCUCUAUCCCAUGACGGGGCAGACGACAUUUUUCAUCGGCUCGCCCUGGUUCUCCGACCUGACCGUGGCGCUCGGCGGCGGCAAGACGCUCAAGGUGACGGCGCAGGGCGGCUCCGACAGCGCUUACCAGGUGCAGUCGCUCAAGGUCAACGGAAAGCAAUGGGACAGGAGCUGGCUGAGCUGGUACGACAUCUUUGCGCAUGGCGGCACGCUGGAAUUUGUGCUCGGCCCCGAGGCGGCUAGCUGGGCGACGGGUCAGCGCCCGCCAAGCCCUGGAAGCAUGAGUGCCGAGGAUGCCAAAGUUUUUCUGAAGAACCAAGUCGGCAAGGGAAAGUGCUAA
Messenger RNA from Cordyceps militaris CM01, 3882 nucleotides. RefSeq names its product alpha-1,2-mannosidase family protein. The record is from RefSeq and is a predicted model, not a curated record. NCBI's taxonomy places the organism in Eukaryota, Fungi, Ascomycota, Sordariomycetes, Hypocreales, Cordycipitaceae. Gene Ontology annotation, cellular component: cytosol; nucleus. The transcript is spliced from 8 exons. Gene Ontology annotation, biological process: protein quality control for misfolded or incompletely synthesized proteins; glycoprotein catabolic process; carbohydrate metabolic process. Gene Ontology annotation, molecular function: carbohydrate binding; peptide-N4-(N-acetyl-beta-glucosaminyl)asparagine amidase activity. The coding region runs from base 1 to 3882 and encodes 1293 amino acids.